Ipomoea nil (Japanese morning glory) is the source of this 1142-nucleotide messenger RNA. RefSeq names its product copper chaperone for superoxide dismutase, chloroplastic/cytosolic-like. The transcript is spliced from 6 exons. NCBI's taxonomy places the organism in Eukaryota, Viridiplantae, Streptophyta, Magnoliopsida, Solanales, Convolvulaceae. Gene Ontology annotation, biological process: removal of superoxide radicals. The record is from RefSeq and is a predicted model, not a curated record. Gene Ontology annotation, molecular function: copper ion binding; superoxide dismutase activity. Bases 289 to 1029 code for a protein of 246 amino acids.
GAUUAAAAAAAUGUAAUUUUCCCACUCAAAGUUCAUUUAAAUUAAUUAGAUUUUGAAUUUUCGAUUCCAAUUUUCAACCAAACUGGGGUUAGUGGGAUAAAAAACUGCAGCUGUUUGCACAAGCAGCCGCCAUUUCAGUUUCUUCCAUUUCUUCUGCUGCGAAUUGAAUCCCUCUUCUCAUUGGAACCUCAAUUUCAGUUUGAUUUCUUGUUCAAAUCCGCUUUCACACCCGCGGGCCUCGUGUUCGCCUAGAAUCCUGCAAAACCGAACCCUCUCUCUGCUGAUCAAAUGGAGGCGCGCUCAUCCGAUCAUCACCCCUCGUCUGUUCAGAACGGCGCCGUUUUACCUGAGUUGCUUACAGAGUUUAUGGUGGAUAUGUCGUGUGAGGGUUGCGUUGAGUCUGUGAAGGGUAAAUUGCAGAAUGUUGAAGGAGUUAAGAGUGUCGAGGUUGAUCUGAGUAACCAAGUUGUUAGGGUUCUUGGGUCUUCACCUGUGAAGAUGCUGACGGAAGCAUUGGAGCAAACAGGUCGAAAGUCUCGACUGAUAGGACAAGGAGUUCCAGAAGAUUUCCUUAUAUCUGCUGCCGUAGCCGAAUUCAAAGGACCAGAUAUUUUUGGUGUCGUUCGCCUGGCCCAAGUGAGUAUGGAAUUGGCUCGGAUUGAAGCUAACUUUAGUGGACUAUCACCAGGAAAACAUGGUUGGUCCAUCAAUGAAUAUGGUGAUCUCACAAGAGGUGUAGCUAGCACUGGCAAACUGUACAGUCCAACAAAUGACACUGAAAAGGUACUCGGUGACCUGGGGACACUAGAUGUUGACGAGAAAGGUGAUGCAUUUUAUUCUGGCGUUAAGGAGAAGCUGAGAAUUGCAGAGCUCAUAGGGCGGGCCAUUGCGGUGUAUGAAACUGAAGAUAAAAGAGAUCCAGGACUUAAAGCAGCAGUGAUAGCUAGAAGUGCUGGGGUUGGUGAGAAUUACAAGAAACUUUGCACCUGCGAUGGGACAACUAUUUGGGAAGCAAGCAGUCAAAUUUGAGAGCUUCAUUAUAACCUCACCUGCUGUAUUUCUAAGUGUACAAGUUUUUAAACUAUGUACACUACACUUUAUUUUUAUCACAUUUUUAACUAUUUCUCUUAUAUUCUCUAAAA